AUGCCGGAACGGCUCAAAAAGCCCCGGAAGGGAUUCAAAACUUUGUUCUCACGGGAGCGGCACAGCGCCGGUGGGCCGUCGAACCCCGAUUUCACGAACAUCGGGCUCGCACAUGCCGUGCACGCUCCACAAGGCUUCGAGCUGGUGUCGCCAAGUUCGAGCACUCUGCGUGUUGCCCAGGCUCCACUGGUCGACAAUUCAUCGCCGCCUAAUCAUGGACAAGGUAUGACAUAUGGCCAGACCACAUCGCUUGGUCUGGCUUUCAGACCUGCCAUCCCACCAUCCCAGACGCCGGCUGUUCUGGCUACCACACCCACCUCACCAGUGAUUCCAACGCCGCCGCCGCUGAACCCCUCGGAUACGACGGACACCGGAACCGAGGCCCAAACCGACGCUGACGACAUCGAGCCUUGGACGGCGGCAUUCCACCUGUUUCAAGAAAAGUCUCCUGAUCUUGCUGCCAGCUACGAGGAAUGCCUGGUGUCCCUGCAGGGCAUGACAGCGGACGACGUGAAACUGGCCGUGCCGCGGUCUGUCGAAGCUGUGGUGCAGACACAAUUGAAGCGGCGUGAGGGCAAGCAGUGGAAGCUGCCUCUUCCCUCGGGCAAGACAAUCAAUGUGCGCAAACAGACCGAAAAGCUGGUCAAGUUUUUGCUCUAUUUCGAUCCGAUCGUGAAAAAUGCAGUCAGUGCCCAGCCGUAUGCAGCACUGGCGUGGUCUAGCGUUUCUAUGCUUCUUUCAGUGCGUGUCACUCCUCCUUCUACCCUUGGACCAUUCCACCAGCUUCUGCAACAGUCAAACACUUUGCUGCUCACAAAUACCUCCGCCCAGAACGAAGCGAUGCUUGACGGUUUCAAUUCUAUCAACGACAUUCUAGUCUACUGGAAUGCCGGCGAAGAGAUCCUCCGCAAUGGCAAUACCGGAGCCCACUUUCUCAAGUCUCUCAGCAACCUCUACGCUUCUAUUAUUGAGUACCAGGCCUCCGUCAUUUGCCAUAUUUCAAAGGGCCAAGGCUCCCGAGCACUGCAGAGCGUUGUCGGCGCCGUGAACUGGGUUACAAAGGCACAGAAAAUUGCCAAGUUGAACACGGCGUGCAAGGACCUUGUGGACAUCAGUUGCCGGGCCGACAUCCAACGAGCCAACGACAGCACACUGCAUGGCAUGCGUGAUAUUGUCGUGGCGUUGGAACAGAGUGAGCUACAGACGCGUGACCGCGAGAGGGAGGAGAAAGAAACAGAACUUCUUCGCAAUCUCCAAUGCACCUACGACAGCUACAAAGACUUUAACCGCCAAAGAGUCCAAGGUACGUGUGAAUGGUUCUUCAACGACAGUAGAUUCCAUGCAUUGCGCGAUGCCAGCACGUCUAGUCUUCUCUGGGUCUCUGCCGGCCCUGGCUGUGGAAAGUCGGUCCUCUCACGGGCCAUUGUCGACGAACUGCGCGCGUCCACCGGCGGUGGCGGCUCCACCGUUUGCCACUUUUUCUUCAAAGACGGAGACGAAGACCGCACGCUUGCCGCCAAUGCGCUCAGCGCCAUCUUGCACAGCUUGUUCACCGAGGACGCAUCCCAGCGCUUAAUCCAGCACGCGCUGCCAAGCCACAAAAGCCAUGGCAAGCGCCUGGCCCAGGAUUUCCUGGAGCUGUGGAAGAUCUUAAUCAGCUGUGCUCAGUCGGACGACGCCGGAGAAAUCAUCUGUGUUUUGGAUGCACUCGAUGAAUGUGAACAGAGGAGCCGGCAUGAGCUCAUCGACUGUCUGAGACAGUUUUACACGGACCAACAACCCACGUCCGCCAAGACCUCAAAGCUGAAGUUCAUCAUCACAAGCCGCCCCUAUGACGACCUGGAAAAACAAUUCGCCAGGUUCGCAACGGUCAAUUGCAUCAAGUUCCACGGUGACGACAAGUCCGCCGAAAUAAGCCGGGAGAUCGAUCUUGUCAUUGACGAGCUCGUGGACGAAGUGGCCGGCUCGUUUAGUCGCGAUGACCAGGAGAGGUUGAAAACGCACCUCAAGAGCAUGAACAACCGCACGUACCUUUGGCUGCAUCUUACCUUUGACAUUAUCAGACAAAGCCCGAGCGAAUUCGGCCGACCUUGCGACAUCGACGAGCUUCUGUCCAUACUGCCGUCUGAGGUGGCCGACGCGUACGAAAACAUCCUGAACCGGAGCAAAAACAAAAACCGAACAGAAACAAUCCUUUCCAUUGUGCUUGCCGCCGAAAGACCGCUGACGCUCCGCGAAGCAAACGUCGCCGUGGCCAUGGCCUUUGCGUUGCAAAAUAACAAGUCGCCGCCACCAUCCACCUCCGCUGAGCUUGACAGACAACUAUGGCCAGACGACACGUUUAAAAGCGUCGUAACCAACCUCUGUGGCCUCUUCAUCAGCGUGUAUGACCAAACAUUAGUCUUCAUCCAUCAAACCGCGAGAGAGUUUCUCGUCGGUGCCAGAGGCGAAGGCAAUGUUUGGCAGGGACGUUUUGCCUUGCCCAAAUUGCACGGCGUCAUGUCCUCGAUCUGCGUUCGCUAUUUGCUGCUGCAAGACCUACACGUUUCCUUUAAGGAAUACGUCGAUCACUUUACAUGUCCAGCCAGAUUGUUUGAUUACGCCGCUAAACACUGGCAUCGGCACCUCGCCGCACAGGAGCCCACUGCUGGAUUUGAACUACUGUCAGAAGUUCGCAUCCUCUUAGAUGCAACUGAUUUCCGAAACAACGCUUGGCUACGCAAGUCCCGCAAAUUUGAUAAAUUGUACGGGAUGACCAGCCUGGCUGUUGCAAGCUACUUAUGCCUGACGUCAGUUGUGGAGGACAUACUGAAGACCGGCAAGGUAGAUAUUAACGAACGCGACGCACAUGGCGAUACAGCGCUUCACCACGCCGCCGAAAAAGGCCGUACGGAAAUUGUUCGGCUACUCCUCGAUAACGGCGCCGACAUUCAUAUGCGGAGUAAAGAUGGUGAGACGCGACUCUGGGACGCGGCCUAUCAUGGCAUUAAUGAAAUGGUUCCGCUACCACUCGAAAACGGUGCCGAAGUCGAUGCGUUAAAUCGUUGGGGUGUGAGCAUACUCCACAAUACAGUCCCCUAUGCAGUCAAAAACGGCCAUACCGAAGCCUUGGGAUGGCUCUUCGCCGAAGGCGCCGACAUCCACAUACAAACUGCGAAGGGUGACACGGCACUUCAUAUGGCAGCCAUGCGCGGACAUACGGAGGCGGUAAGACUCCUUCUUGAUCACGGCGCGAAUAUAAACGCACAAAACGAGGACGGCCAAACAACACUCUUUAAGGCGCUGCAGACAAAUCACAUGAGCGUGAUUCGGCUACUCUUGGAAUACGGCGCCGACGUUUUUGUACAAGACGUUGACGGCAGGACGGCACUUGAAGCCACGCACGAGAGUGAUCCCGCCAAAGCCAUUGAGAUACUGUCAAUAGCAUUAGAAGUGCUCUGGAAACGGGUAGACGACUUUCCUAAGCAGGAUCUGGACGGUCUGGAGGAACUUGCAGCCAGAGUCGAGAGAAACCUCGCUACGGCUCAUAGACUCUACGAGACAUGGUUUGGCACAACCAUUGAGUUGGCCGCAAUCUUCCCUCCCCUUUCUUUGCAAGGCUACGAAGGAAUCUUAACUUGGCAGGGCGGAAACAUGCUACUCGUCGCGUACCAAUACCUCCGGGGUUUCUUAAGAGAAAUGCAGAGGGGGCGAAAAAAGGGUUAUGGGGAGGAAUGGUGUACAGAGGCAGCCACAUGGGUAGUCAAUUUCAGGACUCGCGUAUAA
Messenger RNA from Sporothrix schenckii 1099-18, 3765 nucleotides. RefSeq lists its product as uncharacterized. The record is from RefSeq and is a predicted model, not a curated record. Gene Ontology annotation, molecular function: protein binding. Lineage: Eukaryota; Fungi; Ascomycota; Sordariomycetes; Ophiostomatales; Ophiostomataceae. The transcript is spliced from 2 exons. Bases 1 to 3765 code for a protein of 1254 amino acids.